Messenger RNA from Tripterygium wilfordii, 2489 nucleotides. RefSeq names its product zinc finger CCCH domain-containing protein 13-like. The record is from RefSeq and is a predicted model, not a curated record. NCBI's taxonomy places the organism in Eukaryota, Viridiplantae, Streptophyta, Magnoliopsida, Celastrales, Celastraceae. Gene Ontology annotation, molecular function: metal ion binding. The transcript is spliced from 11 exons. The coding region runs from base 925 to 2223 and encodes 432 amino acids.
GAACGGAAACUGUACAAAACGAAGCUGUGCGCGCUAUAUCAGAGAGGUCGCUGCAAUCGCCAAAGUUGCUCGUUUGCACAUGGAGAUGCGGAGCUUCGCAGAUAUUUAGGCUCCUAUCAUGGGAUUCUAUGAAUUUGACUCAGAAUCUAUUGGCAGGAUGUGCAUAUUAAAUUCUACUGCGGUGAGGCUUUUUAAUUAACACAAAUAAUAUUAACUGACGGGGUUAGUGUUGUUUUGCUUCAGAAUGAAUAGUCUGGUUGGUUGGUCUUGAAGCUGCUAUUGGUGUUUUUCAUGGUAAACUUUAUCAUGGUUUUUCGUAAUGCAUCUACAGAACUGCGUACCACCUUUUUUUUCGUAAUAUCCAGAUGGCUAGCAGGUCUGCUGAUAUUCUCAGGUGUUAUCUCUUAUGAGUUCUGCUGUUUUUGUGAUGAUGGAGAUUCUGGUAUUCAGUUCAUCUGUUACUUCUGGAAUGAAAUUAUGUGGAAAUUUCAGUUCAACUGUUAGUGCUUGAAUGAAAUUAUGUGGAAAUAUCUCGGCUGGAGAAAGAUGAAGUUUCUAUGGGAGUUCUACCUGAAGGAACCAUAUUUUAUUACUUAUUGAUGGCCUAUUUCAAAAUCUUAUUAUGGAAAUCAGGAGAAAUCUCUACCCAACUGCAUUAUAUUUGUUAUUGCUCCAAGAGACAGAUUAUUCUUUGUCCAUGCAAAUUUUAUAUUCAAAGGCUGUCCGGUCCAUAUAGGCUUGAAUUGGGGUAUUGUAGUUGUAGUCUUUGCCUGAGGAGUAAAAUGUAAUGGUUUCUUUGCGACUGGCGAGGAGGCAUUAUUACUGUUCAUUAUUAUAUUGAUCAUUGUGUCCUUUUGAUGGUAAGCUUAGCCUAAGUACUGUUUAUGGGUCCUCUGGUUGGUUUUGAAUAAAUAUAGAUUCAUAAUGACUAUUCAGGUGUACUCGAAAUCUUUUUCUUAUCUUUGUGCAGGUAGGCAUGGUUAUCAAGGUCGUGAUUUGAGAGAUAGGCUUGACAGAAGGAUUUCUCCUAGGAGAAGGUAUUCUCAAGGGAGAGAUGCAAGAGGGCGACAGACAUUUCAUGGACAUAGUCCUUCCAGUUCCCUUAAAAGAAAGAGUGACAAGAGAAGCAGUAAGAAACAGUGUUUGGACGGCCAUAGUGAAUUUUCUGAAAGUUUACAAAUCUCAGAUGGGGCUGAUAAAAGUGUUAAGAAAGGAAAAACUGCAUCAUCUGAGUCCAAAGUUGUUCUUAAAGAGCAGUUAAAGAAAGUGGAAACAGAGAUUCAAAUGUUUGAUCAGCAAAAAAUUCAAUUGGGGGUCUUAAUGGAAGAGAAAGUUCAAGAAGCAGAGAGUCUUACUUCGAGAAUUUUGGAGCUUGAUACCCAGUUGUCCAAAGAGAAAGAGGAAUGCAGAAGGGUUACUUCACAAAUCAAGAAGUUUGUCAAAGCACAUAAUCGUUAUUCGCAAGUUCAGGAUGAACUAAAGAGAUCCCAACUGCGGCUUCAGAAGUUUGGAGAUCAGUUGGGUUCAGAUAUCGGUAGAGAUGGUGGCAAUGAAGAAGAUUCGAACGUGAAUAUCAUAAGUGAUGAGGAACCUAAUGAUUAUCAUUUAAGAGGCCAACAGAAGGUGAUUCGACACAAUUCCUCACCGAACAGGAAAAGACUCCAUGUCAAUCAAGACACUGCAGAAGAAUCCAGACAAGCCAAAAAUGGCAGAAAUGUUGACGAAACUAUCAGAUCAGAGAAAUUUUUGUGGUCUAACAUAUGGACGGCUCAAUUAAAUGUUGACAAUGUAGUUGAUGUGGUAAACAAUGAAAGUGGUGGUGAUCGGUAUCCAUCAAAGGACAGCAGGAGGCGAAAGAGAGGAAAGAAUGUUCCAAUUGGUACCCCUUUCGCAGAUAAGGUGAAGGGUCCUGGUUCAGGGGGUUUGUUACCAGCAACCAGCAUGGCUGCUCAUGUGGUUGAUGACGUAGCUGAAUUUGAAGAAGAUGAGAGAAUUGAGGUAGUUGAAUCUGCUUCUAUGGGAGAGGAGAAAUCGUUCAUGAAGAAUGGUGGUUUUAAAAAUAUAUCGAGAGGAAUUGAUAAAGGAGUUAUGCAUGCAGAUGUACGCAUGCCUUUUUUACUUCCACCGCCGCCGCCUCUCCCCCGAUAUAGUCAUUCACAGUACAAGGAUGAAGAUGAGAAUGUAGAUGUGGAGGUUGUGGAAGAAGAGGUGGAAAUCAUUUGACAUUUUCCAGAGUAAAAAGCCACCACCUAUUUUGGUAUAUCAAUCAGAAAUUGAUGAGCUUCAUAUGUAUAGUUUUGCGUAUACGAAUAUCAUUCGCUUCUCCUCUUGUGAACUAAUUUUCAUAUAUUGUCAUGUGCCGUAUGUGACACAGUAGUCAUCAUAAGCGUAAAAGAAAAGGGGUUGGGGCAGAUAAUGGGCUUUAGCUCCCAUCAGGCCGGGUUUCCCUGGCCCUCUAAGGUAAAUACAGGCUUGGGAAGCAUUUUCCU